Messenger RNA from Nylanderia fulva, 1359 nucleotides. Its product is annotated as ras-related and estrogen-regulated growth inhibitor. NCBI's taxonomy places the organism in Eukaryota, Metazoa, Arthropoda, Insecta, Hymenoptera, Formicidae. Gene Ontology annotation, molecular function: GTPase activity; GTP binding. The record is from RefSeq and is a predicted model, not a curated record.
AGAAGAGAAUAGAGCAAGACAGUCGUGCCGAGACCAAGAGCCACGGCGGUUCACAUCGCGAAUUCAAACGAAACGUCCGAAUCAGUCCACGUGACACACGCGCGAUCUCAUCAAUCUAUAUUUUUUGAUAAUUUAAUCUGGUAAAAAAAUAAAAAACACGAGUACUAUGCUUGAUCGUCAAAGACAAUUAAUUUUUGACUGCGAAAUCAAGUAAAUAAUUAUUCGAGAAAUUUUAUAUUGCACACUCGAAUCAAUUAUACAUUCCUAACUUGUUUAACAUUUAUUAUUUGACAAACUGUUCGAUCGCAAUAUGAUAGAUUGCGUAUAAAAGAGGACAAUAAAAGAAUAUCAGUGUGUAGUGUAACAAAUGCUUAUAGUAUGACGUCAAAUGCAAUUAGAGGCAUCAGAAGGAAGAAGAGUUCGCUGUGCGAAGUCAAAGUGGCUGUGAUAGGAGCGCCAGGAGUUGGCAAAAGCGCAUUGACAGUAAGAUUUUUGACAAGAAGAUACAUCGGGGAAUACGAUCAUCAAUCAGAAACAAGAUACAAACAUGAAGUGUUAGUGGACGGAGAACCUAUUCUUUUUGAGAUUUUAGAUACAUGCCCAAAGAGUGAAGAUGAAUUGCCAUCAAUGGAAACUUUGCAAUGGGCCGAUGGCUUGCUGCUAGUUUAUUCUAUAACAAAUAGAAACUCUUUUAAUUUUGUCAGAAAAGCAAAAGAAGCUUUAGCGAUAGCUGAUCCUGAAGCUGCGAUGCCUCUUGCUCUUGUUGGAAAUAAGGCUGACAUGGUUCAUUUACGGCAAGUCAGUGCUGAAGAAGGCGAAAUAUUAGCGAAGGAUUUCGAAUGCUGGUUUAGUGAAAUAACUGCUGCUGAACAGGUUGCUCAAGUCGCAGAAUCUUUUCACGAAUUAUGCAGAGAAGUUCUUGCAGCUAGAAGAAGAAAUAAACAAUCCUUGCUGGACAGAAUGCUUGGUAGUAAAGCAACGCGUGCUUAUUCGCGAGGAAAAAGUGAUUCUGCUUUGCCGAAAGAAUAAAAUCGUUGUUCCAAGUACUUGCACAUCACAAAUAUAAAAAAAAUGAAUGUCCUAUGAUGAAAAAUCAAUACAACUGUGUCUUAAAAAAAUUGAAAUUAUAAAUGCCAAAGAAAAUAUCAGUUUUAAAUUUGUACAAUAAAACAUUUAUAUAUAUAUAUUGACAUGUAGUGACAUAUAGAGAAUGUAUAAAUCUUUAAACAUUUUUAUAAUAGAAAAAAUAUACUUAAAUUUCAACUAAAGUUAAAAUUCCAAAAUGUGAAGAUAUCUAAAAGUUAAAAUUUUUUAAGAAAAUUUUCAGAAAUAAGUACAAUAUAAUACACAGAAUAGUCA